Scophthalmus maximus (turbot) is the source of this 6866-nucleotide messenger RNA. RefSeq names its product platelet-derived growth factor beta polypeptide b (gene pdgfbb). Gene Ontology annotation, cellular component: membrane. Lineage: Eukaryota; Metazoa; Chordata; Actinopteri; Pleuronectiformes; Scophthalmidae. The record is from RefSeq and is a predicted model, not a curated record. Gene Ontology annotation, molecular function: growth factor activity; platelet-derived growth factor receptor binding. The transcript has 8 exons. The coding region runs from base 1032 to 2603 and encodes 523 amino acids. Gene Ontology annotation, biological process: positive regulation of protein autophosphorylation; positive regulation of phosphatidylinositol 3-kinase/protein kinase B signal transduction; positive regulation of ERK1 and ERK2 cascade.
GGUCUAAUUCCACCACUGCCCAUGAACACUGGCAUUAUUUCAUUUUAUUUCUUUUACACCCUCAGAAUAAAUGCUACCUUGCUGCAUGUUCUUUAUUUCAAGCAGAUCACGUGGCAAAAGCAAAAUUCAGAUCGAGGGAGAGAAAAAAAGAAAUCGCACAGGAUUUGGCCCAGUCUCAAGAAGAAUAUCUGCAUAAAUGAUUGACGACGGAGGAACAACUGCGCACAGCGGCAGUGUGCGGACUUUAGCGUCGCUGCUGCUCUGUGCGCAGAUUAUCGCCCGCUCCUCAGGCAGGGGGCGGGAGAGAGAUAGUGCUGAGCAGACCGGCUGCGCACUGUUGGAAAUGUCCCCCCCACCAUCAUCAUCAUCAUCAUCACCACCACUGCCGCUGCGUAAUCAGGCAGGUCCAGCACUGAGGCGCACCGAGCCACACAGCGCUUCGCUCAUUGAUAAGACUCCUUGGAAGAAGAGCACCGCAAACCACCGUCCUGACUGCGACGCUGCACUGUGAGCUGGACUUUACGGACGCGUCACGGGUAACAGGCUGCGGGGAAGGAGUUCUUUCAAAAAAAAAAAAACCGGGUGAUGUCAGAAAGAAAUCGGGACUCGUCCUUGGAAUAAUUCAAACUUUCCGAGUCUUCCCUGGCAAGUUUUGGGAAGUUGCUUAGAGGAAUGACUUUUGUCGACUCAAUUGAUCAAUUCGCGCUUGUAGCCGAAAGCGCACACUUUUGCGCACACGGGAAGUAAAUAAGACGGAACUUUAUACGCGUUGAAGAAACAGUCGGACGUUCCUUAUCUUUCUUCCUUUUUCUUUUUGAGAAGUGCGCGGUCGGCAGCGCGGUCGCCCUCGCGCGCCUCGCACGCCGCCGCUGCCCGCGGGGACGCUGGUGUGGACGGACCGCGUACGCGCGCGCGCGCGCGGCCCCGCGGGGCCAGCCGCUGUCCCCCCGCGCGCAGUGCUGAGCAGGGAGACACUCUCGCACCUCCAUAAAUGCCCGGUCCGUCGAAGAGGCUCGAGGCUGGGCAGCAAGAUGAGCUCGUGGGUAAAGCUGCUGCUCGUGUCGCUGGCGGCGUGUCUGCGGUUUGGCGUCGCCGAGGGGGACCCUCUGCCUGCAGCCCUGGUGGAGCUGGUUAGAAACAGCCCCAUCUCCUCCAUAGAGGACCUUCAGCUGCUGCUGCUCUCUGACUCCGUAGAUGAGGAUGGAGGGACGUCUGCAGCCAAUGGAGGUCACAGACUGCCAAGGAGCCUCGACGCCCAGCCGGCCCAGCAGGCUCUGUGUAAAGUGCGUACAGAGGUUGUGGAGGUCACCAGGGCCAUGUUGGAUCGCAGCAAUGCCAACUUCAUGCUGUGGCCGCCUUGCGUCGAGGUGCAGCGCUGCUCUGGGUGCUGCAACACCAAGAGUCUGCAGUGUGUCCCUCAUGUGACGCACACCAGAUACUUGCAGGUCAUGAAGAUUGAAUACAUCAAUAAAAGACCCACGUACACCAAAGCGGUGGUGUCCGUGGUGGAUCAUGUCGAGUGCCGAUGUCAGCCUGUGUCACGUCCACCGCUGCCCAAGAAGAAAUCAUCACGCAGACAGCACAGCCACCAGCAUCGAAACCAGACCCUCAGCCAGGAGCAGGCACACGGACAGGUCAAGAUGCACUCCAAGGAUGAGCUCCAUCAGUGGGAUGAGCUGAAACAGAACCAGAGGGCCCACCUGGAGGACCUCCUGGAGCAGCACUGGAGCCCCAGAGGAGACACCUUCACUCAGCCCGGGGAGGGGUACAGUCUGACCGGGGAGGAUAUUCUCUUUGCUCCAAACUGGACACAUAACUCCAGCAGGCUCCACGGGACCGCGGACCAAUCUGAGAAUCCAGAGAACGCGGAGGGGAAGGACGGGGGCAUCUCGGAUGGCAACAAGACAGUUUCCUCGGUGGAUAAUGUUGGCGUGGAGGUAAAGGACAAGUUGGUAGUAGGUGGGAAGGAGUUACCGCUCAACAGCACUGACGGAAAGGCUAAUGAGGGAAACAGGAGCAGAGACAGAGGCACAGAGACACACGUCCCAUUAUUGCAUGAAGACAAAUUUACAAAAAGUCACAGGAGUGGUGUCUCUCAGCCUGUUACUGAGAAUCCUCCCGUCAAACCCAGGCCUACCGAGGAAGCCACUGGCGAGAGAGGCGGGCGCAGGUUCCGACCGACAAAAGAGCCCAAUCCCGAGUCUCGAGAGCUCCCGAGGCGGAGGGACAACGAGACUCCGGAGGAAGAGAGGAUAUUACAGAUGGAAGAGGCCAAAGUGGAGGAGGAGAGAAAAGAGCUCCUGCUCCUCCACAAGAGGUUGGACCAAGAGAAGGAGAUACUGAGACAGCAGCAGAUGAAAAGAGAAGAGGAGGAGAGGCAGAAGGAAAAGGGGGCAGAUGGUCGACAACACCUGCAUGGUAAACAUCCUCAUCUGCACACAACAACGCAGAAACCAGAGACAACGACGUCCACGACCACCACGCGGCAGCCCUCGGCUCCUGCAGGCCCCAGACCCCCAGCUCGCCCGAACCACACGAAGCGAAGGAUGAGGAAGAAUCGCAAACGGAUCAGCAAGGCAGCUAUGAGGGCAAUGCUAAUGUAGAACUACAAUGAACCCCCAGGGACACAGUGUGGAUAAUGGAGAGGUGAAGCAGAGUGACUCCCUUCAUCCAAGUAUUCAUUCAUUCGUCCAGUAACCUGCUCGUCCCGUGAGAUCUCCUCAGUAACACUACUAAUGACUGUAAUUACACCUGGAAGGAGUGAGAGGAGGGUGAGAGGAAAAUGGAAUACAACUAAAAGGUGGACCUUUUUUUUUUUUUUUUUCUUGAAGAGAAGACUUGCCUCUACUACGACAGUUGCCCGUGUGAAGUGACAAGACUGACAAAGUGUGCGCGAGCACAACACGUCUGGGGGACUGAAACUGCAUCGCUGUAGAACUGUGGACUGUUAGUGCAAUUUUAAAAGCUCCACUCGGAAACCAAGUUUUGAUAUCAAAAGGGAGAAACUGCACUUAUUGACAAAAAAACGGGGUCCGCGCGGGGUUUGAAUGACGAAGUUCGUUGCUGAAAGGCCCAACUCGGUGCGAGCGACGGUCGGACUGGACUACGACGUGCGUUUUGGCGGAGAAAUGGACACGACUCUUCUGCGUCAUGAAAGAAUCUGUUGUAUUGUAAUUGGAUAAUCUCAGAGACAAUCACUCAAUAGACUGCAACGACAACUAAUGCCGACUGAACUGACCAAUAUUUACACGUUGUGAUACGACUCACAUAAUCAGCGCUCAGUGUUGACCAUGGUGGGAAAAUGAAGCUGUGUAGAUUUAUGUACCAAGGCCUGAUAUCAUUUAUUAGCUCAUUAAAAACAGCGAUGGUCCCUCUUUAACCAUAUUUAAUUAUAUUUAACUCACUGCAAACACUGGAAUUACACAGAUGUGAUAAGAGGUCAAAGACAUAAAAUGUUGUGUGAGUUUUCUUUGUUUCAAAAUCUCCUCACAGGUGUAAAGGAAAACAGAACAGUAUAGCGUCACACCUGUGGCCUGACCGUGUGCUAUGUUUCUUAUUUAUUUUUUCUCUACCAUUACUGUGGAUUAACCCUCUGUAGAAAUACUGCAAACAAGUUGUCGCUGAGCUACAUACAGACGGCUGGGUGGUUCAAUCAGAAUCAAUGUACAAGUAAAAAGGAAAAACAAAAAAAAAGACGGAGGUCUUCUGUAACCUGCCAGUACCAUGCAGUGUUUAACUUCUGUGUCCAAAAAGUGUGUGCACUUGUGUUUGUCGUGGUGUAGUGUGAGUAUCGGUCUUGUGCCCACACCCACACUUCUGUCAUGCGUCUCAAUACUCACGUAGAAAGAAGCAUGUACAAUAUCUGUCACUUUCUCUCUUUGACAGAGAGAUGUCUUUCUUUUUAAGAGUUGAGUGAUACGGGGAUGACGUGUUUUUUGCAUCAGUCUGGUUCCCUCCACAAAACAGCCAAUGGCAAUUUCCCGAGACAUUGGGAUUAUUGCAGAAAGCUCAUACAGUAAAAAAAAAAAUCGGUAGAAGUAAAAAGCUUGAACGAAGUGCACCACUGUCGAAUGACUACAACAUCACCAUCACCAAGCUUCCAACUUGUAAUUUGAAUAGGUGCGCUUAACGUUUUUGCAGCAGGACUUAGAAAACUAUUGUUUGGCAGGGUUCAAAUUCAACGAGGCGGACAACUGAGUAGAUUGGUUUUCUUGUUCCAGUGAGAGGAUCUUCAUUGUCCCCGACAAACUCGGUAGUGUCAUUCAGCCAUUUGGUGGCAUCCACCUUCUAAAAGACAGGUUAAAGGUUAAAAAAACAAAAAUCACAAGCGGUGUAUUCAGAGAUUUAUUUUAUGUCGUAGAAUAAAAUGUGAAAAUGUCUUGAGCUUUUUUUUUUUAACCAUAGACCUUAUUUCAGGCGUCCAACCUAAAAAAACAACAACAACAAAAUCAUGACUUCGGCAUGAGGGAACCAGAAGUGCAAAAAUGAUUUGAUUUCCAGUUGUCAGGACUCCUUCGUCCAGCUCUCGAUUACGCUUCGGUCGAACAAACGCUCACUUUCCUUUUAAACUCUGGAAGGGAAAGAAACAUCGACAACACAUGUCGUCGAACUGCCCCUGUAGUUGUUGUAUUACUCUAACACACAGGAAAUUGAAAAGUAAAAAGAAAGACAGAAAAUAGCCAAACAGCAAAAGAAGAUAUUGUUUUUAUAUCUUUCCAUUUGAAACACCACGUAGAAGCACACUGGUGAUGCCAUUUUGUGUCCAAUAAUCAAUAAGACGCCAAAAACAUUGUUAAGUUAUUGAAAAACAUGGCUUGUAUGUCUUUUGUGUCAAUUUACAUCUGUUACUGAUUUUGUCUGUUUUAUUAUGAGAUAUGAUGGGGAAAAAAGGGAUGUGAUAACGUUGCCAUCUAAUGCUAUUUUCAUAUGGGUAUAAGAAGCUAAUGUGCUCAAAUCUACUUUUGUGUUUUGUGUUUUUAUAAAUUUUUACCAUUUUUCUUAUGGAUUUUCCUUCUCAAAGGCCAAUGUUUUAUUAUGAAAUGUGCAACCGGGGCCCAAAACUGGUGAACGGAGGACAAAUGACACAAAACUGAUUCGAAGACUAAAGGCUAAUUUGUGCUUUCCGCGUCCAUGUGAGGUGAAUUUUGACAUCUGCCCAAGUCUGGGUGGUUCCUGUGUGGACGUUGGCAUGAAAUCCAAAACUGUGUAGUCGCCAUAGUAGACCGGACGCUCAAUUCACGCACCGUAUGCACUGUAUGUAUGUACUUUUUCAUGUUGUUCAGCCAAAUACGGAGAACAAAUUUCUUACUGUCAGGAAGUUGCCAUCAUGUUUUUUUUAAGUGGAGUGUGUUUUCCCCACAAACACCGCAAUUGUGAAUCAAAGCGCCAAUAAAAGUGUCAAAUGGAAACCUUGCGCUGGCGUCAUCAUAGACUCAGUUGCACAGAUGCACAGCAGUGUUUCAAGCUCAAUGGUAUACGGUGACAUUUUGUGACAUCACGAGCUCGGACUUCCUCGCCACAUUGUGAGCUCCGGUGGAUUAAUUCACUAAGCCUGCUUGGUAUCUUGCUUCCACACCGUGCAUCUUCAUAUCUGCAGAGGCGGCGAAUCGACUCCUUGCUUGUAUCGAGUGUCAUUCCCAGCGAUGUGCAGUGGGGUGUGUUCAGUGUGACGAAAAGAGACAGAAAAGAAAUAGUGCGGGGUUGAUGUCCUGUCGGUGAACUCCAGCACACUCUCCUCUCUGUGGUGCGUUGUUCUCAUUUACCCACUCGACUCUUGGCUGCAGGAGCUCCGACUCAGCAGGCGGCUGAAUAGCUGUGUCUGCUAAUCAUCGAGUCACCUGCUCGCCUCUCUAACUGGAAUCAUACGCCGAAUGGCUGUGAAGCGCACUGAGCGCUAAUGUUCCCACGUUUUUAACCGUGGUGUGGAUGUGAUCACGGCCUUAACACAUUUUGGGCUUAAAACGCCUCGUUCAUUUUCUUUGUAAGAUUCGCAUACAUAGCCAGGUUCCCAUAUGACUGUAACUGUCAGCGUCUGUGUCUCACCCUUAAUCCCCCUGUCUGUGACCCCUUUAAACUCUGUGUUUAUUCCGGUGUUCAUGAAUUUCCUGCCGCUGCCCUACUGCCAAUCUCACACACAUGUCCUACCUCUAAACAGCAGACUAUCUCCAAAUUCAGCAUCAAGGUGGGAUCCCUGUUUUACCGUGGGUGUCCCCCCCCACCCCCCACCCCCCCACGGGCUUCAAACAAAAGUGGGGAAGAGAUGUGCGUGGAGACUUGUUGACUGUAACAAACACACACCGGCAUGCUCGCACCCAUCCAAACACACAGGGGUCAACCACCAUGACGGUGUGGGAGUGUCUGUGAGGGACCAGUGACUGUGACUAAGGACACGGGAUGGUUCAUAGCUGACUGACUGACCUUAAAGGGAGUUAUGGCUUGUUGGGUCUCAACAACAGUGUUACCUAACCAGCAAACGUCCAUCGGAACAGUGUAAUGACUCAUCAUGGACAGAGCCCGAUGAACAUUUUAGCAAAGACCGUGCUCAAAUGAAGUUAGUUCAAAUCCAAUCCUGUUAAAUUAAAUGCGAUUUACAGCGAUUUAUCUGUUCUUUGGGGUGCCAUGAUCAUGGAACUCAAGCUGAGGGAAGGAGCAGGGGUUUAGCAGCAGUCACUGAAUUCACCCAAGGAACCCAGUAUUGAUUGCAACAAAGGCCCAAAGGACCGUCUCUGUUCUCUGUGUACUAUCAGGUAAUGUCAGCUGCUGUGUUUGGAACCCUCUCUGAAACAACGCUUUUUGUUUGCAUGCAAAUUCUUUAUCCGGUCAAAAUAAACAUGGUUAAAUAAAUAUGAAAUUGCAAAUGGACCAAA